Molecule: messenger RNA, 2976 nt
Organism: Lichtheimia ornata
Lineage: Eukaryota; Fungi; Mucoromycota; Mucoromycetes; Mucorales; Lichtheimiaceae
Exons: 12
Coding region: 1-2976 (991 amino acids)
Biological process (GO): protein secretion
Source: RefSeq, a predicted model, not a curated record
AUGGAGCAGCUUGAAGCCCUUUUCUCAGAAGCGUCCAUUCUGGUCUCGAGCGAGAAGAAUGAAGAAACCUCAGAGAUCGCUCUCGACGAUCAACUUGCCAUGCGUCUUGAUCGGCUUGACAUUACUCGCGACUCGACUGAGACCACCAAACAAGCUUUUGUCAACAAAUGCAUGCAGCUUUUGAACGACAUUCAACGAGCAUUGUUACAAACUGAAGAAGACAAUGAGGCCAACCGUGACCAUAUGGGUGUGCGUGAUUUAAGGAUGGUUCAUACCAUGUUACAGACCGUGAUAUCGUGGGGCAUGUAUCCAUGUUUCUUGCCGGGUGUGGGUGUUCCUCUCUCCAAGCGUGUCAAAUCUGGCUACACAAACCAUGAACUUCUUGCACGACCUGAAGCGGAUGAGAAACAUGGCCAAGGCGAAAACGAGACGCGUUCACUUUUCCAUAUCACCAAUCAACUUGUUGACAUGAUUGCUGCUUCGGUACAAGCACACAAGAGCUUCACCACGGUUGGAUCUAUUCUGUUAACACGCCAUUUACCCGAUCUUUACGCCGCUUUGCUUCAACUUGCUUAUGGACCUUCACCUACAACUGCAUCUUCAUCAUCGUCGUCAUCAUCACCGAGCACAACCAUGCCAACCAACCCUUCACAAAUCUUGCUAGCAGCAAAGCAACAACCCGUGGGAUUGACACGUGCUGAAAGAGACAAAUGUGCACGCAUGUUUAUGUGGUUGUUUGAGAGGCAAGUGAAUGAAUCGGAUGUACAUCAAUGUAUGGAAUCAUUAAUGCUCUUGUUGGGCACAUCACCAUUGCACCCAGUCCCUGCUUGGCUCCGAAGUAUUUGUGGUCGCUUUUUAUCAAGGAUCCUGCUCAAACCCAGAGGAGUCGCCACUGUUCUCGAGUUUACGGUUGCUGAUGUUGAGCAAGUACAACUGGAUCAACUUGAAAAGGUCUCUAAGCUUGUUCUUGCUGUACCCAAGCAAAUGCCAUCCGUGGAGAGUUAUUAUGCCGUGAUUGCUCCCCAGCUGGUUACUUUGCUGCAAGAGAGUGUACAGAAUCCCAAUGCCAGAGCAUCUACUCGACAAGUGGUGACCUUUAUUCUUGGCCGAAUGAUCACUCAUCAUCCAACUUUAUCCAAAUCGAUGAUUGUGGAUCCGAUCGUGGGGUCCUUUGUCAACACGUGGAACAAGCAACAAGAAGAUACAACGACGGCUUCAGCGAUGGAUACGGAUGACCAACAAGCCUUAUCAGAAUCUGAGCUCGAGUUACUACUACGAACAUUGCAUCAGAUCAUGGUGGGUGGUGAGCCUUCCGGUCAAGUGAUUCAGGCGUUUCUCGACAAGGCGGUGCUUGCUCUUUAUUACCUUUACGAUUAUACCGUCAAGUCAAAAUCAGGCUUACGUGAGAUGGUGUUGGAUAUUCUCAAAACCUAUUUCCGCAUUAUUGGUUCGAAUGAAGCUGUGAAUGAUUUGAAGCGGGUUGUCCUCAGCAAACGGGAUUUGAGUGGAUCACGGCUUGCUUACUUUGCGCCAGGAUCGUCCGGUGGUGUUGAAAUGCGUGUGCGAGCUUAUCCCAAGCCAUUGGGUGGCAAUGAGCUUCCAUUGGAUCCCGCCGUCCUUGUCAACUUUAUUUCACAAGCCAAUAAUCAAAGUCUGUGUGGUGACUUUUUUGUAUUUUUACUAAGUGAAUACUCUGGAUUACAAUCUUUGGCUGGUGAUACGGAUCCACGAUUGAUGCUGCUCAUAUUACAUCUUAUCACUGGCAUGCAAGAUACCCUGGGACCAGAAAUCCUUUCCAAACCAGCACAAAUUGUAGGAUUUGCAUCCAAUGUCAUUCAUGGCUAUGUGGAAAACAUUGAACGGCUCAAGGAGAAGCAGCGUGCAAGCAACAGCAAAGCAAAGCAGCAAAGAGUGGAUAUCACCAAUAUCGUAUCCUCGGAGGAUGUGGAACAAGAGAUACCCGAUGAUGAACAAGUACAAGAAGACUUUGAGUCAUUGAUCAUGGCCAUUAGUCUAUUACGAGCAGUCAUUCAUGAAAACGAUGAAUUGGAUACAAAAGUGAAUCAGCUGUUGGAAUCCACCAUUGAGCCACUCAAGAAGCUCGAAUCCUAUCAGAUUGAAGAGCUACAAGCACCUGUGCAAGAAUUACUCCUCGCCAUCACUUCCUUGGUAUCAGCACAAAGAAUGGCUCGAAGCAAGCGAUCCGAUGGUUUGGAUGCUUCCAAGGAAAAGUAUCGAGAGGCCAUGAAGGCGCUUCAAGAUGAGUUAUUACCAGUCCGUGCUCAUGGUAUGGCUAUGCUCAGGGAUAUGGUAUUGGCCCGUGAUCCACUUGUAUCUUCUGGAGAAGGAUUGGACAAUGUAUUGGAUAUCUUUAUACGGCUGGUUCAAGAUGAGGACAGCUACAUUUAUUUGAAUGCGAUCAAGGGGCUAUCAGCACUUACAGAUACCCACGGCAACGAGAUCAUUAAGAAAUUGGGUGCCAUUUACAGCGACAAUGCACAAACGCUUGAUAAUCGACUACGUAUUGGUGAAGCAUUGCUACAAACUGUGCAACGGGCUGGUGAUGCAUUGAGUAUCUAUGUGAAAAACCUUGUGAAACCACUCGAAACGGUGUUGAAUCGGCCUCAAGUUGACGUCCAUCUUCGGGUAUCAGCAUUAUCCAUCCUCAGUACAGCGUGUCAAACUUGCCCAGCCGCCAUGGCAGGCAUGCUGCAUGCACUUGUCGAUUGGGUUUUGAAUAUUUUGGAAAUAGAAAAGGCACCAGAGAUUCGUAGAGCUGCCACUGUGGUGAUCAUAUCAUUGUUCCGAGGCAUGGCAUCUGAGACGCUGUAUAGUUAUCCAAGCGAAUACUUGAAGAGAACCUAUAGGACGUUGCGAUACAUUGAAGACACGGAUCCGGAUGAGCUUACACGACAUCAGGCACGAACAGCAUUAGCGGAUCUAGAUGUAAUUACACGUAGAGAAAUUUUCAAAUAG